Messenger RNA from Sesamum indicum (sesame), 714 nucleotides. RefSeq names its product splicing factor 3B subunit 6-like protein. Gene Ontology annotation, molecular function: RNA binding. Gene Ontology annotation, cellular component: catalytic step 2 spliceosome; precatalytic spliceosome; U2 snRNP. Gene Ontology annotation, biological process: mRNA splicing, via spliceosome. NCBI's taxonomy places the organism in Eukaryota, Viridiplantae, Streptophyta, Magnoliopsida, Lamiales, Pedaliaceae. The record is from RefSeq and is a predicted model, not a curated record.
CCAAAUAGCCGAACAUAAACUUUUAAGUCCUAGACAAAACCUAGCAAAAUUCCCCGGCAAUGGCCGCAAUCAGUCUCCGCAAAGGCAAUACUCGCCUUCCGCCGGAGGUGAACCGCGUUCUCUACGUGCGCAAUUUACCGUUCAAUAUAACGAGUGAGGAAAUGUACGACAUAUUCGGGAAGUACGGCGCCAUAAGGCAGAUCCGCAUCGGGACGAACAAGGAUACUCGCGGCACCGCCUUCGUGGUGUACGAGGAUAUCUACGACGCCAAGACUGCCGUCGACCACCUGUCGGGGUUCAACGUGGCGAACCGGUAUUUGAUUGUUUUGUACUACCAGCAGGCGAAGAUGAGCAAAAAAUUUGAUCAGAAGAAGAAGGAAGACGAGAUACAGAAGCUUCAGGAGAAGUACGGGAUCGGUACUCCUGCUUCCAGAGAUAAGUAGUGAACUUUGAGUCUGUAAAACUACAAGAUUAUUGAAAAUAAUUGCUGUUGCUCUUGAAAAAGAAGUUCUAUUUGAAUAGAUGUUGUGGUGGUGUAAAGAUGUGAAUUGUUGGAUUGAUGGUAAUUUGAGGAACUAAUGCGAGCUGGGUUUUUGCUCUUCCUAUUUUUUCUUCUUCUAGUUAAGAUUUAUUUAAUGUAACUAUGAAUUGCCUUAUUUUUAAACAGAAUUCUGAGUCGCAGAGAAUGUCUCGUGUUGAAUGAUUGUUAGCUCA